Messenger RNA from Trichomonas vaginalis G3, 324 nucleotides. Its product is annotated as protein of unknown function, DUF4106 family. The transcript has a single exon. The record is from RefSeq and is a predicted model, not a curated record. Lineage: Eukaryota; Parabasalia; Trichomonadida; Trichomonadidae. The coding region runs from base 1 to 324 and encodes 107 amino acids.
AUGCCAUAUGUGAAAGUAUGGACUCAUACAGGAAGUCAAAAAACUCAAUAUACAAAUGGAGACCGUUCAAACUUUUGGCUUGGCAUUCCAUUUGCUGACUCAGAAGACUUUAUGGGUGGUAUUUCAACUGUUGGUACUGUACAAAUACAAUAUACUGGUGACAGAGACGGUCCAUAUGAACUGAGAGCAAAGAAGUUUACAAAACCAAUAGCACUUUUCACGGAAGAUGCUCUUUUGAAGAUUCGUUCGAUGAAACCUGCUGGGGCUCCUCAGAUUGGCAUAACGACAGCUUCCAUCGAGCAGAUUUUGGCAGCAGGUCAGUAA